Hemibagrus wyckioides is the source of this 1246-nucleotide messenger RNA. RefSeq names its product claudin 10e (gene cldn10e). Gene Ontology annotation, biological process: bicellular tight junction assembly; cell adhesion. Gene Ontology annotation, cellular component: bicellular tight junction; plasma membrane. NCBI's taxonomy places the organism in Eukaryota, Metazoa, Chordata, Actinopteri, Siluriformes, Bagridae. The record is from RefSeq and is a predicted model, not a curated record. Gene Ontology annotation, molecular function: structural molecule activity. The transcript is spliced from 5 exons. The coding region runs from base 179 to 946 and encodes 255 amino acids.
CUCACAUUGUCUUUUGAGUGUGUUCUUUACAGUGUGUUAGCAGAAAUGCAGUUUAGACUAAUUGUGACUGCAUCAAGGGCAGACUAAUUAAAGCUUUUUAAAAAUUUCUAAAAGGACUAAUUUCAGUAAGGCACAACGUUCUGAAAUCAAUAUCUGACAGCAGAGUAGUGAACUGAAAAUGGAGGUCCGUGUAACACAGAUCUGGGGAUUUUUUCUGACUGCACUGGGCUGGAUUUUCAUUGCUUGUUCUUUAGCCAUGGAGGGCUGGAAAGUGGCUGCUGUUGGUGGCCAGGGUGGCAGCUCUGUUGUCUACAUUACAUGGUAUUGGUCCAGUCUGUGGCGGACCUGCUCCACUGCCUCUAAUGCUGUCUCCAACUGCUAUGACUUUCCUAUGCUCUGGUCGGUGGAAAAUCAUGUCCAGAUUGUGAGGGCACUACUAAUGGGUGCAGUAUCCAUUGGCAUGCUGGGGUUUGUUCUGAGCUUAGUAGGGAUGGAAUGCACUUACAUAGGAGGCAAGCAGAAGGAGAAGAACAGAGCCAUCUUCAUUGGAAGCCUCUGUCAUACAACCAGUGGUUUAUUAGCUGCGGCAGGGUAUGCAGUCUAUGCUCGCAACAUUACAGCAGAAUUCUUCAACCCUAAUUUUGAAUUAAAGUUUGAUCUGGGCACACCAUUGUUUGUUGGAUGGGCUGGGUGUAUAUUUCAAUUCACAGGAGGGCUCUUGUAUAUGGUUUCAGUUUAUAAGCUCUGGUCUCUCGACAGGAGGACAAGUGAGGAUAUAGUUUCUGCUGAAGAAGCUGUAGCCCUGCCUUCCAUCCCGACAAAUAUCUCCAUCUCCUCUGAGCCGACCUCCAGAUCCAAAGUGUCCUCUGUAUUUGAGCUCUCCUUAAAGUCAACUUCCCCUGCAUCUAGUGUCUCACAUAAGUCUCACCAUCUUUCCAAAGCCUGAUUCUUUACUCACACAGAUAUUUAUUUAAUGUACUUUGUUUAUAUUGUUUUAGAGAGGUUUCAGUUUUCUUAUGUCUAUACUUUUAUUGAAUUAAUAGAAUCAUUUUACUGAAUCCAAUGCUUAAUUUAAAUGUGUUCAUAAAUUUGUGGAACUAAAAUUGACAGAAUAAGCCUGGCUUAUCAAGGUAAUUUGCUUUGUACAAUACCCCCCACCAACAACCCCCAAAACACACUCAUGAUGACCUUAUUGAGUUGUGUUUCUGUUUGUUUUGUGGUUAUUGAAUGUUUGAACAAAUAAAAG